Messenger RNA from Staurois parvus, 317 nucleotides. The record is from the annotation of a GenBank genome assembly. NCBI's taxonomy places the organism in Eukaryota, Metazoa, Chordata, Amphibia, Anura, Ranidae.
UGCCACCUGUCAGUGCUCAUCAGUGCCACGUGCCAGUGCCCAUCAGUGCCACAUCAAUGCCACCCAUCAGUGCCAGUCAGUGCCACCUAUCAGUGCUGUCAAUCAGUGCCACCUAUCAGUGCUGCCAAUCAGUGUCACCUAUCAGUGCCAGCCAGUGUCACCCAUCAGUGCCAGUCAGUGCUGCCUAUCAGUGUCGGUCAGUGCCACCUAACAGUGCCAGUCAGUGCCGCCUAUCAGUGCCAUAUAUCAGUGUCAUGUAUCAGUGCUGCCUUUCAGUGCCCAUCAGUGAUGCCUGUCAAUGCCCAUCAGUGCAACCU